UCUGUGUCUUAAUUUAAUAAGUAUAAGUUAAGAAUUUAGUGAUUAUUAGUUUGUUUUGUAAUUUAAUUCUUUAAAUCGAAAUGGCACAAACGAGUUCUGCUCCUACAAAAGAGCGAUAUAUACCUAACGCACUUAAAUUCGCUUUCGGUGGCCUUGCUGGCAUGUCAGCAACAUGUGUAGUCCAGCCAUUGGAUCUCAUCAAGACGAGGAUGCAGCUGAGUGGUGGUGGCCGGUCGUCGUUUACCGUAGCAGGCGAGAUCGUGGCGCGGGAGGGCUUCUUCUCAUUGUACACGGGAUUGUCGGCCGGACUUCUCAGACAGGCUACAUAUACAACAUCCCGUCUUGGUGUAUACAACUGGCUCUUUGAUUUGUAUAAAGAACAAAAUGCCGGCGCCACUCCCGGCUUUGGCACGAAAACCCUGCUGGGUAUCGCCGCGGGCGGAGUCGGUGCGUUCGUGGGGACGCCUGCUGAGGUGGCUCUCAUCAGGAUGACGGCGGACGGCAGGCUGCCUGUAGAGCAGAGGAGGAAUUACAAGAACGUCGUCGACGCCUUGGUCAGAAUAGUAAAAGAAGAGGGUACAUUGAAAUUAUGGCGUGGAGCGACGCCCACAGUUGGUCGAGCGAUGGUCGUCAACGCGGCCCAACUUGGGACGUACUCACAGGCAAGGGAAAUAUUCCUAGGGUACAUAUCUGAAGGUAUCUUCCUCCACUUCUGCGCAUCUAUGGUGUCCGGCCUCAUCACCACCAUAGCUUCCAUGCCAGUAGACAUCAUCAAAACGAAAAUCCAAAAUGCCGCUAAAGGCGAGAGUCAGGUGGCCGUAGUGACGAAUCUACUACGUACUGAAGGCGUGUUGUCUCUCUGGAAAGGAUUCCUGCCUUACUACGCUCGCCUUGGACCCCACACAGUACUCACCUUCAUAGCUCUCGAACAAAUGAACUCGGCGUAUUUGAAAUAUACGUAAAACGUUUAAAAAAGUAAUUUAAAGCAAUAAUUACAUAGAUAU
This is a messenger RNA of Achroia grisella, 1004 nucleotides long. RefSeq names its product mitochondrial 2-oxoglutarate/malate carrier protein. The coding region runs from base 81 to 962 and encodes 293 amino acids. Gene Ontology annotation, biological process: malate transmembrane transport; phosphate ion transmembrane transport; thiosulfate transport. The record is from RefSeq and is a predicted model, not a curated record. Gene Ontology annotation, molecular function: oxaloacetate transmembrane transporter activity; malate transmembrane transporter activity; sulfate transmembrane transporter activity. NCBI's taxonomy places the organism in Eukaryota, Metazoa, Arthropoda, Insecta, Lepidoptera, Pyralidae. The transcript has 6 exons.